AUGGUGCGACGCUGCCUCAGGCGACUGGCGGCUGUGCUUGCGAGAGGGGGUCCGGCCCAGCUACAACAGCAAGUUGAAGACCUUUUGGCAGCUCUCGACCCGCUGGGGCUCCGUGGCAUGGGGAACCCCCUUUGGGGGCGCAAACGACAGCGCGACACCACCGAGUUCUCUGAAGUGGCCCGGCUGCUCCGGGGAAUGGCGGACAGGCUCCCUACUGCUCUCAGCAACGUCGACCUCGCUGAGGACAUGGCCGUGCGCAUCGCCAUGCUGAGCCAGGGGAUCCGCCGCCUUGAGGCCGAGAUCCACGACCAAGGGGGACUGCAGGCCCUCGAAGCACGGGAGGGGGCAUACCUCGCUGUGAAAGCCAUGACCAGCGCACGUGACAAAGCACUGUCGGGGGACCGAGACUGGCUUUCAGCCAACUGGCUUUGGACGGUCGCCUCCUUACUUGAAGAGGGGGAUGCCCUGUCCUGGGAGCUACGUCAUGUACCAGGAGAGGCCCAUGGCAGUGAUGUUUUGGCCAUGGCAGCGGGGGCCAACGAAACAUAUGGGGACAUGCCAGAUGUUUGGAAAGCCAAACAAUACCUCAAAGAACUGGGGGGCCUCCUGCCCUUUCUCGCCGACAACGAUGCGGACCAGGCCAGGCGACUGGUAGCCACACUACUGGCAUGGGUCCAAAGUCGAGAGGGGACCACCCUGAUGGUGGACAGCCAGGGCAACGCAGAGACCCAAGAAGCAGAGGAGCCCCCAAGCAUCUUCGAAGCUCCCGUCCCGACGUCGGGGGGACAUGUUGCCAUCGCCGAUCUCGAUGGUGAUGAGUCGGGGGGCACUGCCGGGGAGGUCAGCGAAAGGCCCCGCUUUCCAGCCUACUGGAAUCUACGCGGGUCGAUGGCAGUGCUCGAAGUACCUUCUUCAGCCGAACGUGACCCAGAAAGCUUUCCCAGUGACCCGGGGCCGCCCAGUGAGGAUAGCCGACGGGCAUGCGCUCCAAGAGCAAGUAGAAGCAGAGUUGGCAGCCUUCGGUCGUGCCAACCGUAG
This is a messenger RNA of Symbiodinium sp. CCMP2592, 1038 nucleotides long. NCBI's taxonomy places the organism in Eukaryota, Dinophyceae, Suessiales, Symbiodiniaceae. The record is from the annotation of a GenBank genome assembly.